This is a messenger RNA of Knipowitschia caucasica, 2880 nucleotides long. Lineage: Eukaryota; Metazoa; Chordata; Actinopteri; Gobiiformes; Gobiidae. The record is from the annotation of a GenBank genome assembly.
AUGGUCUGGCCGCCUCUGACAGGUGUUGAGACUGGAUCAUGUGUAGACGCUGCAGAUCCGUACAUUAACCUGGGUUUGGGACCAAAAACCAUUAUUCAGGUUGACUCUCAAUGUGUAAAGCUGGUGCGUAACCACGACUCUGUGAAGCUGAUCAAGUUCGUGGACGACACCACCCUCAUUGGACUCAUCUCCAACAACGAUGAGUCCGCCUACAGGAGGGAGGUGGACCGGCUGGUGUCUUGGUGCAGUGGUAACAACCUGGAGCUGAACGCCCAGAAGACAGUGGAGAUGAUUGUGGACUUCAGGAAGAGCACUGUCCCCCCGCCCCCACCCUCCGUGAUGGACUCCCCCAUCACCUCUGUGGAGUCCUAUCGUUUCCUGGGCACCACCAUCACCCAGGACCUCAAGUGGGAGCCGACCAUCAGCUCCCUCACCAAGAAGGCCCAGCAGAGGAUGUACUUCCUGCGGCAGCUCAGGAAAGCCAAGCUGCCUGCACAGAUGUUGGUGCAGUUCUACACGGCCAUCAUCGAGUCCAUCCUCACCUCCUCCAUCACCUCCUCCAUCACCUCCUCCAUCACCGUGUGGUUCGCUGGAGCCACAGUCAGGGACAAACAGAGACUACAGCACAUUGUGCGCUCUGCAGAGAAGGUGAUCGGCCGCAGCCUUCCAUCGCUGCAGGACCUCAGCAGCAUGACGUCCACCUGCACCCCCAUCAUUAACCUGAAGUAUCCGGACGGGAGCCUGGGCAGCGCCUCCAACCCCGAAAAAUUCCAGGACGACCAGGACUUCGACUUCCUCAAAAGCCAUUAUGUGUCCCGCAGGAAGAUGUUUGUGGACAAGAGCUUUGCUCCAAACCGCUACUCGCUGGGGGAGGCCAGGGACGUCCAAUGGUGCAGACCCAAAGAAAUUCUGGAAAUGCUCAAAAUACCUGAGGAGCCGGUCUUCAGCAGCGAUGGGGAGUCUCGCUUUGACUUUGCUCAGGGUUUCAUUGGAAAUUGCUGGUUUUUGGCGGCGAUUUCUUCCCUCACUCUGAGUAAAAAGCUCAAGGUGCAGGUCGUACCAAAGCAAUCCUUCGAUGACUACGCUGGGAUCUUCCACUUCAGGUUUUGGAGGUUUGGGAAAUGGGUGGAUGUGGUCAUUGACGACCUUCUGCCCGUCUUCAACGAUGCCUUCUACUCGGUGCAUGCAAAACCUGCCAACAUGUUCUGGGUCCCUCUGUUGGAGAAGGCCUACGCUAAAGUGUGUGGCUCGUACCAAGACAUGGACACUGGAAUGACGACUGAGGCCUGCAAAGACUUGAGCGGAGCUUUAAGUCUGGCAUUUCACCUUCAGCAAGCUCACGAAGGCAAACACGACGACGAGCUGUGGCUGUCUCUGUCCCUGGGCACCGGCUGCAAGUCCCUAAUCUGCUGCGGGACGGCUUCAGUCAACCAAGUUUUAGAUGAUCAGUUAACAUGCAAUGGGCCUGCACUAUCCCCAUGCUCCACUGGACUCACAAGAAAACAGGGAAAGGUCGUCAACAGCGUAAACGACAACGGCCUGGUCAACGCUCACGCCUAUUCUGUGACGGGGGUUGCUCAGGUUUAUCACCGCGGCUACAAAGUGAAGCUGGUGCGGCUGCUGAACCCAUGGGGCUCACAGGAGUGGAACGGAAAAUGGAGUGAUAACUCUCCUCUGUGGAACCAGGUGAGCAGAGAGGAUCGGGCCAAGUGUGAGAAGGACGAUAACGGAGAGUUUUGGAUGGAGUGGGAGGAUUUCUGCCAUAACUUUAUCAUGCUGUCGAUCUGCUGUGAAAACCCCAACUUUAUGGACGGAGACCUGGGCUGUCAGUGGCAGCUGAUGACACAUGAGGGGAAGUGGGACAGCGCUGGCGGCAGCCUCAUCUACUCCACUUACCACACCAACCCCCAGUUCCGGAUCCAGGUGGACAUCAGGAACGAUGACGAGGAGUUUGACAUGAACUGUUUCGUCUCUCUGAUGCAAAAGCCGAGGCAGAAAAAUCGCAAACAUGCCCGAUACUACUCAAUCUCUGCAACGGUCUACUCGAUUCCGUCUGGGACCAGACCAGGACGUCUUGAUCGUAAUUUCUUCAGACAAAACAGGCCGAUAGAGGAUAUCCAACACGCUGAAAUGAGGGAGACUGUGACUUGGUACAGUCUGAGUCCAGGGGAGUACCUCAUCGUCCCGUCCACUAUGCUCCAGCACACCAGGGCUGACUUUGUGCUGUCCAUCUACACCAAGACCCAAAUGAAAAUAGAUUCAUUUGAAGGGGAGGAUGAAGAUGACGACCACGACCAUGACCACGACCACGAGGAAAACGGAACAGACGAGGACCUGAUUCUCCCAAAGAUCCCCACUGACCAUGGACCUGGAGACGUGGACGAAAACGCCGAUCCAAAGCACAUAUUUGAACAAUACGCCGACUGGAGAGGAGAGCUGAACGAGAGGAAUCUCCAGAAGCUCCUGAACCACCAAUUCUCCCGCGGAAUGACGGACAGCUUCAGCCGCACCACCUGCAUGGACUUUAUCGCUUCUAUGAUUACUGACUUCAACAGAAUGAUGAACUUCGAGGAGUUCUCUGCUCUCUGGGAGAAGUUGAAGAAAUACCAGAAAGUAUUCCUGGAUGCUGACUUCAAUCACAACGGUGUCCUGGAUCAGACGGAGAUGGAGCAGGCCAUUAAAGCUGCAGGACUGCGCUACAAUGACAUGUUUGUACGGAGGGCCAUGUUCCGCCUCACGUACGGACGCUCCGCCAUGGACCUGCAGAGCUUCCUGGUUCUCAUGUUUGAAAUGGACCAUAUGACAAGUUUCAUGGAGUCCCACAUGUCAGAGCCGGAGGGAGCCAUUAUCCUGUCAAUAGAUGAUUUUUGGAACUUCUAA